AUGGCCAAUGAAGAUCCUGCAGCAGUGAUAGGAGCAGAUGAAAAUUCUACUGUACCUGUUUUAACAGGAGAAUAUGCAAAUUUAUCUGCACAAGAUACUACAAGAGAGGGACAAGCAGCCCAAUUAAGAGCAAACAAUCUCAAUAAUGCUGAUCCCAAUGCUAUGGAUGUCAGUGAUGAUGAUGCUGAUUGUUCAAUGAUUAUUUUGGAUGGUGUUGUGAUGGGCCCUCAGCACUGUGCAGCAGAAGGAUGUAUUAAAGACUUACAAAAUACAAGAGGAGGGGCAUUUUGUGAGGAAUAUGAAAGAGAAUAUGGGAAUAGAUGCCGUAUCCGUGACUGUGCUCGAGAUAGAGUUGAAAAUACACUGGCAUGCCACUCUCACCAAGCAGAAUGGAAGAAAUACAAACUUGACCACAGUCGUUCAAGCUUGCUUGGAGUAAAAAGGAUGUUACAAAGACCAGAAGAAAGAAAUGCUUGGGAGCCUGGUCUCCGCCGAACUGUUCAGCCCCAUGACGCUGAUGAUGAUGUUAUAAUUCCACGACACAAUUAUUUUGGAGCAGCCAGAUUUUAUUGUGUUGAAACAAUUACAGCACCAUGUGGUGUUGUAAUUGCAUGGGUUAAAUUUGACAGAGCUGAGUCUCCAACCAACAUUCUUAAUUGGUUAGAGAAAAUAUAUCCUACUGAGGAGUCUCGACCACACUACAUUUGCAUUGAUAAAGCUUGUCGAGUACUUAGAACAGCUAUUGCAAAUGGAAGCUGGGAUAGAUGGAAGAAAACCACAUGUUUCAUUGUUGACUCUUAUCAUUAUAUCAAUCAUCGCACAUUGGAUUAUUUGUGCCGCAAAUGGUGUAACCCUGGUCCAUUAAAUGGUUCUGCUCCAAAUCUUGUCAAAGUUGCUCAUGAUAAGAAUGGUCAACCAUAUCUUCAACGGGCAUUUAAUACACAGGCAUGUGAACAAUUGAAUUCUUGGCUUGGAGGAUUUGAGUCCAUUCUCAAAUGA
Molecule: messenger RNA, 999 nt
Organism: Laccaria bicolor S238N-H82
Lineage: Eukaryota; Fungi; Basidiomycota; Agaricomycetes; Agaricales; Hydnangiaceae
Exons: 3
Coding region: 1-999 (332 amino acids)
Source: RefSeq, a predicted model, not a curated record